AGGGCAUAAUGGUAAAUAGAGAGAGUUGGGCAGGGCUUAUGGGUAAAAAAAUGAAGGAGGAUGUGGGGGGGAUCUUGAGCUCCGACGAGUGGCAAGUGAAGGUGUGGGGAAAGCAACAUAAAUCGACAAAAACAAACCGUCUUCUCAAAAAUACGACUCUAUCAUCUCUGCCUCUGGCUUUAAAUCUCUCUUCAUCGCUUGCAGCAGAGAAUCUUCUCUCUGCUCCUCAUUCGAAGACGACGACCAAGAAACUUCCAAGUGAUUUUGCAUUUUCCUGGAAACUUUUUUUCUUUUUCUUUUUGUCGAAGACACUGCUCCCUUCUUAUAGCCAAGUCUCUCGCUUCACUCCCCCCCCCCCCCCCCNNNCCCCUCCAUUACCAUAUGAUGCGGCGGUGACCUCUGAUUUAGCGGUGGUGCUCGAUCUCUAUCACUAAUGUCGGCGUUGUAGAGAAAACUCUGGAUCCAACUCUCUGAUUUCGGUAAUUUCCAUAAAACAAGUAGCUCAGUAAAGGAACGGGUUGGUUGAUCGAAGAAGAAAAUGUCACAUUCAUGGGAUGGUCUUGGAGAGAUUGCGUCAGUAGCGCAGCUGACUGGUUUAGAUGCCGUCAAGCUGAUUGGGCUCAUUGUUAAAGCUGCCAAUACCGCUUGGAUGCACAAGAAGAACUGUCGUCAGUUCGCUCAGCAUCUCAAACUCAUUGGGAAUUUGCUUGAACAGCUCAAGAUCUCUGAGAUGAAAAAGUAUCCUGAGACUCGUGAGCCUCUCGAAGGGCUUGAGGAUGCUUUGAGGAGGUCUUACCUUCUCGUCAAUAGCUGUCGUGACAGGAGUUAUCUUUACUUGUUGGCUAUGGGUUGGAACAUUGUUUACCAGUUCAGGAAACAUCAGGAUGAGAUUGAUCGUUUUCUCAAGAUCAUACCGCUUAUCACCUUGGUUGAUAACGCUCGCAUUCGGGAGAGGUUUGAAUAUAUUGAUCGUGAUCAGCGCGAGUAUACUCUGGAUGAAGAGGACAGACAUGUGCAAGAUGUUAUUUUGAAACAAGAAUCCACGAGAGAAGCAGCAUCAGUGCUGAAGAAGACUCUCUCUUGCUCAUACCCUAACUUGCGUUUCUGUGAAGCUCUCAAAACAGAAAACGAGAAACUGCAGCUUGAACUUCAGCGUUCGCAGGAGCAUUAUGAUGUGGCUCAGUGUGAAGUCAUUCAGCGUUUAAUUGGUGUUACACAAGCUGCUGCUUCUGUUGAUCCUGACUCUGAGAAGGAGCUCACGAAGAAAGCUUCCAAAAAAGCUGAGCGUACCUCAAGCAUGAACACAGAAUAUUCUUAUGAAGAAGAUACUCCUAAGAAAAGCAGUAGUCGUGCAGCCUCGAGAUCCGCUUCUAAUGUUUCAUCGGGGCAUGAUCUACUUUCACGAAGAGCAUCACUAGCAGAACACCAUGAAGAAUGGCAUACUGACUUACUUGCUUGUUGCUCGGAACCUUCUCUUUGCUUGAAGACAUUCUUUUUUCCAUGUGGUACUUUGGCAAAGAUUGCCACUGCAGCAUCUAACAGGCACAUCUCUUCAGCUGAAGCAUGCAAUGAGCUAAUGGCAUAUUCUUUGAUACUUUCGUGCUGCUGCUACACUUGUUGUGUAAGGAGGAAACUCCGGAAGACACUAAACAUCACGGGAGGGUUAAUUGACGAUUUUCUAUCCCAUGUGAUGUGUUGUUGCUGUGCUCUUGUACAAGAACUGAGAGAAGUUGAGAUUCGUGGGGCUUAUGGUAUGGAAAAAACGAAAAUAAGUCCGCCUUCGUCGCAGUUCAUGGAACAUUGAAAUUCUUAAAUUAUACAAAAGGUGAACAGAACAACGGAAUCGUAUGCUAUCUGUUAAGGGGUCUGAGUUAUAUCACCAGUCACUACCAUGGCCAAAAGUCUAAAGCAUCGACAAAGAGAUUGAUAGUCGCCACCAUGGCCAAAAGCCUGAAACAUCGACAAAAGAAUUGAUAUGACUGAUGAUGAUUCUCUUGUUCCCAAAUUGGACAUAUCUUGUCGGUUUCUUUUUAAUGGAUGGUUGGUUUUACAUGUUUUACUU
Camelina sativa (false flax) is the source of this 2062-nucleotide messenger RNA. RefSeq names its product protein MID1-COMPLEMENTING ACTIVITY 1. Gene Ontology annotation, biological process: cell surface receptor signaling pathway. The record is from RefSeq and is a predicted model, not a curated record. NCBI's taxonomy places the organism in Eukaryota, Viridiplantae, Streptophyta, Magnoliopsida, Brassicales, Brassicaceae.